Diaporthe citri is the source of this 1407-nucleotide messenger RNA. RefSeq lists its product as uncharacterized. Lineage: Eukaryota; Fungi; Ascomycota; Sordariomycetes; Diaporthales; Diaporthaceae. The record is from RefSeq and is a predicted model, not a curated record. The transcript has a single exon. The coding region runs from base 1 to 1407 and encodes 468 amino acids.
AUGCGCCGUUCUGGGGCGCCGGCUAGUUUCCAUGGACUGAUGAGGCCGAAUAUCCCGCCGGCUCAGAGCACUCUUAUCCCUCGUCAUGUUCCUCGACCUGGGCCACUUUCCUUGCCCACCCCGGCCAGCUUCAAUUUCGCACCUACGCAGUCGUCCACGAUCAAAAGCCAAGUUCUCUCCCCUGCCAGCUCUUCAAACUCUUCAUUCUCAAGCGCGCCGUCCUCAAUCGACAGCUUCCAGCUUCCCGCAGAGGUCAGACAAAGCCUGAACCGUUCUGCCCCUGCGACCUCUGACAGCAGACCAUCUCCGCCGAAGGCCGCAGACCCUGCUGUUGGGCCGCAAAAGUUCAUUCCUCGGUUCGGACCUGCUCACAGACUGCCUCCAGAGUCGGAUCAUGAGGAGGGUGACAUGUCUGAGGCCAAUACUGAGGCUGUCAUACACAUUGCGCACCAACCCCAGACAUUUGACGACCGACUCGCUCAAGCUCAGGAGCAGUCCCAGGUCUGGGGUUAUAUCAAGGACAAACUCGAAUUCGCCAACUUCACCUGCAAGAGCGAGCGCGAGGAGGGGGCAUUUUUGGAGAUACUACGCCUCCCCAAGCAGAAUGAGCUUGACGACGAGCCCAUGAGAGGGACUGACAGACACAAACGCCGAUACUGUGUUAUUAUAGGCUCUAUCUUGCAAGUAGUUGGUGUCAAGGGGCACUGUGACGCCUGUAAACCGCACUGUCGGAUAUACUGGCAGCACAGGCAAAAGACCUGCAUCGGCCUCCCCCCAAGCGCGACCGGCCCGCAGUACCGGAACCUCAUUGACUUCGUUGCAGGCCGGUGCAGCAACUGCAUCCGCUCUACCUACUUGCCACCGUCGUGCCAUUUCGCCGCGGGCGAGGCCCCCGCUGAUGCGGAAGAAGAGGAGGAGGACCACGGUGUGACUGCCGACCACCACAGCAGCCCUGGCGAUGCGGAAGACGCGGAAGUCUCCGUUGCAGGUGCAGACCCUGCCCCCGGGGACGCAUUCUCACAGAAUCGAGCCCCUGCUCAAGGUGACAGAGAGCCAACCCAAGACCGUCCCUCCCAGACUCCAGCCCCGGGUGAGGAGAAGGACCGGCCACCCUCCGCCGGCUCAAAGCCUCAAGCCCAGGCCUCAAGGGCACCAGAUGCAGAAACUAUUAUCCGUGAUGCCAUCGUCGUCGGCUUUCGCGCAAGCACGCAGCUCCGGGCGGAAGAGCAGGAGAGCUUUCACGACUGGAUGGCCGCGCUGUUCUCGCUCUCGUCCUCUUCGCCAGACCUGGAGGGCCAGGCCCUGGAGGCCCUCAUGCGCCUCCGCCAGCUUUCCCCCGGCGCCCAGGUCGACAUUCGGCGGCGGAUUCUCCAGAUGCUCCCGGGAGCUAUGGGCCGGCCUGCAUGA